Mandrillus leucophaeus (drill) is the source of this 671-nucleotide messenger RNA. It is a transcript of the gene HAGHL, whose product is annotated as hydroxyacylglutathione hydrolase-like. Bases 39 to 407 code for a protein of 122 amino acids. Gene Ontology annotation, molecular function: hydroxyacylglutathione hydrolase activity. The record is from RefSeq and is a predicted model, not a curated record. Lineage: Eukaryota; Metazoa; Chordata; Mammalia; Primates; Cercopithecidae. The transcript is spliced from 4 exons.
CCGGCUGCGGCUCGUGCCUGGAGGGCAGCGCCCAGCAGAUGUACCAGAGCCUGGCCGAGCUGGACACCCUGCCCCCCGAGACGAAGGUGUUCUGCGGCCACGAGCACACGCUUAGCAACUUGGAGUUUGCGCAGAAAGUAGAGCCAUGCAACGACCACAAGAGGGAUGAGGAUGACGUGCCCACAGUGCCGUCGACUCUGGGCGAGGAGCGCCUCUACAACCCCUUCCUGCGGGUAGCAGAGGAGCCGGUGCGCAAGUUCACGGGCAAGGCGGUCCCCGCUGACGUCCUGGAGGCGCUCUACAAGGAGCGGGCGCGCUUCGAACAGGCAGGCGAGCCGCGGCAGCCACAGGCGCGGGCCCUCCUUGCGCUGCAGUGGGGGCUCCUGAGUGCAGCCCCACAGGAGUGACCCAUCCAGACCCUCACAGGGCUAGGGCCUGCGUCCCUCCUCGUGACCUCGGCCAGGUGGACCCGCGCGAGGGCCACUUCUGGAACAUUCUUUGAGGCCCUGGCCAGCCGUUUGCGCAGCCUCGGAGUGUGCGCCUCGGCAGGCUUGUGCUUCCUGGGUGGACACACAGGACCACUGUGCGGGGCCGUGUGGGCCCCGAGACCUGAGUUUCUGGAAAGCGGGGCGCAUGGGGCUUCUGAACUACAAAUAAAGCUUCGAAAGGCC